Setaria italica (foxtail millet) is the source of this 1393-nucleotide messenger RNA. RefSeq names its product zinc finger protein ZAT1. The record is from RefSeq and is a predicted model, not a curated record. Bases 195 to 1085 code for a protein of 296 amino acids. The transcript has 2 exons. NCBI's taxonomy places the organism in Eukaryota, Viridiplantae, Streptophyta, Magnoliopsida, Poales, Poaceae.
CCAAAAUGCCCCUCCAAAAGCUCAACACGCCAAGAACCCACCACCACCACCGCGCGCUGCCAGGGGAGGAGGAGGAGGAGGAGGAGGAGGCCGCCGGCCCGCCGCAGUAAUCGGGCGGACGAUUCCUCGCUGCCGAUAGAAGGAAUCAUCCAGAUUUCUCGUGAGCUCCAAAGGGAGACGACUGGAGUUCAGGCAUGCCACCGAGAGGAAGGAAGCACUGGUGCAAGCUAUGCAAGAAAAGCUUCCCAUCUUGCAAUUCGCUCGGAGGCCACAUGAAUCUUGCAAUCCGCGACAAGUGCAUGCAAAAGAAGCUAGCAAGGAGCACCCUUAGCCUUCCGAAAAUCAGUGCUGGUGCUGGUGGGUAUAGACUCCGGGAGAGGCAACAUAGUACCUGGUUGUUACGUGAUUCUAGCGUUGAUGAGGAUCAGACAAUGGUCCCCAAGACGGAAUGUCAGUUGUGCUUCAAGGUUUUUGCAUCCUGCCAUGCGCUGUCGAUGCACAUGAGAGCGCAUACGCGCCAUGAGAAGAAGAUGGUGGCAAAGGAGGCAUCAAGAAAGAGCAGUGGAUAUUGUGAUCACAAUGACGCUGUGCCUACUCCAGUGAUGUUGACAUAUGGGAUAGAGGAAGUGAAUGCUGCGCGUGUUCUUCUGAUGAUUUCAGGACAUUCUGGCAUGGAUUCAGCUUCUGAGCAUUGCAAUGAGGAUUACGAGAUGGAUGGCAACUCGGCCUACCGUAUGCAGAAGAAUGAGAGGGAGCUGGAUUAUUCUUUUCAUGGCCAAAUUGGGGGUGCUGAUUUGAUGAUGCCAGAAAGCCCCAGUUCUGAUGCCAAGCUGAAGUUCAGCAGUCUUUCACGAGUGUUGAAGGCAACAGAAAGCCACGAUUGCAAGCUCUGUGGCAAGGUAUUCACAUCCAGCAAAGGAUUGGCGAGCCAUAAGAAGUUUCACAAAGCGGAUAGCCGGUUGCUAUGUCUCAACCUCCCUGGUUUCAUUGACAGAAAAUACAGAAGCAGGAGUCCAAAGUCUGCACAAACUCCAUGGUGGACCACAAGAGGUUUUCGGAGUGAGCGGAUUCUGGGCGGUGUCUGAAAUUGGCACAGUUUCGGAAUCAGUCUGGUGAAAAGAUUGGUGAAGGAUAUUGAUGCCAUGAAUGCCCUUCAUAGAUUUACUUAGUAGUUAGUAGUACUCUGCUAUUAGGAAUGGCCAUCGUUCUUACAUGUAGCGCUGCAGUUUUGUUCCUCAAAUACUGAACUGUAUCCAGCGACAAUGAAGUGAGGGCCAUGGUCUCAUUUUUGGUUGCCCCCGUGGGGCAUAGCAUGCUUGUUCAGGUUGUUACAAACUUGCAAUGCAUUUUAUUUUGUUUCUCUGACUCUGUGGUAACAGAGAUGGUUCCUGAA